Messenger RNA from Penaeus monodon (black tiger shrimp), 1780 nucleotides. RefSeq names its product zwei Ig domain protein zig-4-like. The transcript is spliced from 8 exons. The record is from RefSeq and is a predicted model, not a curated record. Bases 226 to 1077 code for a protein of 283 amino acids. Lineage: Eukaryota; Metazoa; Arthropoda; Malacostraca; Decapoda; Penaeidae.
UGUAAUAAUAAUAUAUUUUUUGAAUGAACAACCAUUUCUUUUAAUUAACGACAUUCUGUUUUACCACCUGGUAUAAGUGUUGUUUUUUAUGAUCAAGGGCCCGUUAGUUUCUUUAAUAAUUACAUUGUAUCCGAAGAACAAGAAAUAAAUAAGUAAAGAAUAAAUAAAAAAUAUGAAAAAAAAAACAUCCAAUAUGUCCAUUUUUUCUCUCUCCUUAUCCUUUUUAUGUUUUUUUUUUUGUUCCAGAAAAAAAACAGAAUGAGGGCGGUGUUCGCAGUAGUUCUUCUUCUGGUCCUCGCCGCUCGAGUGCAGCCGCUGCCCCUGCAUUCACGGUACCCCGCGGCAAGGAAUCGAAUCGCUUGGCAGAAGAAGAGUGUGAGUGAGGAGAGCGAGUUACUCUGGGGCCACCAGUGUUCCCCACGCCUCGCCUGGCUUCACCCUCAACAGGAUGCGAGACUGCAGUGCGAAAUAUUUGGCCCUUCUGGCACCGUCCUCACCUGGUACAAGGACCAGGUUCCUAUCAAUCCUCAGAUGGAGGCUGUGGAGGAGACUACCAACAGCGUAGCCUGGAAAGACAAGGCCUUCCGUUCGACUCCCAACGGCGUGUCAAAGGUCAGGGUUAAGUCCACAGUGUACAUCGACUGUGCCAGUACUGAGGACAUGGGAGAAUACAGCCUGAAGGUACAAACACCAGAUCACCAGGUGUUUACGAGGAAUUUCACCGUGACUUUUGCAGCAGACGAGAGCGCGAACCCAGGACCAACAUGCGGCAUUGGCAAGGACCUCGUGACCUACCUGCCGAGGAUCUACCAGUAUGCACCGCAAGCCCUGGCAUACAACGGCCACGACGUCACCCUGCCCUGCCGCCAGCAAGGUCGUGACUCUGCUGUGACCUGGUAUUUGCACAAUUCUCCGCUGCCUCGAGAUUCCUCCAAGUACCUGGUACUCACCAACGGCGACCUGGUUGUACGGCGAGUCAGUGUCCAAGACCGAGGGAUGUACAAGUGCAGAGCCGCUAGUACCCUCGUCCACGGCCUCUCUGACCAGAUCCGUACGUUCCUCUACCCAAUGCUAUAGUUUGCCUGCAGGAGGAACCCGCUGCUUUCCCUGCGCCCCUAGCCUCGAACACGCACGAGAGGAGUCGCCUAGCUUUCCCACGAAGUUAAUGGAGGUUGUCAUAUCCCUGCGUCGGCUUGCAAGAUAUUAUAAGCAUAUAGAAAGCAUACCUAAAGAUGCAUGUACUGUGCGUACCACGUUGUAUAUGUGUGUGUGUGUGUGUGUGUGUGUGUGUGUGUGUGUGUGUGUGUGUGUGUGUGUGUGUGUGUGUGUGUGUGUGUGUGUGUGUGUGUUCUUUCUAACACUAUUUUGAAAUCGAUUGUCGCGAGAAAUGCUGAAACAGUAGUCUAUAACGAAGAGGUUACAAGACAUUAAAUGCGUGUAUAUUGUGCUACUUGUGAAAUUAUAUGGCCUCGAUAAUUUGCAGUGAAAAAGUUAAAAUAUUAGUGACAAGCAUAAUGCGGAUAAGAUUGCAUCGUGCUAUAGGUGUGAAAGAUAUUUUACCUGAAAGAAGAGGAAGAUGGAAAAAAAAGCGACAGAAAUAAUCAGUUUAAAAUAUAAAUAUCACAAGAGACAAUCCCACGCAGCAGCACUCAUGGGAAAACUCAUAUUGCUUCUCAAAAGGAAGAAUAAUCGCAUAACUGACUUUAAUGCACAGUUGAUGUUAUUUCAGGAUGUCAUAAUACACACACACACACACACACACACACACACACACACACAC